AUGAUGGCAAUUUCACAUACGAUUUUGACAGUGGACAGUUGGGGAAUAGUCUUUGGUAGUGACGUUGGUUUGGUGAUGAAGAUUUUUGUUGGUAAUAACUCUGGUUUGGUGGUUAAAGAAAGGGAGGAUUUUGAUGAUGGGGAGGCUGCUUUGGUUGUAGCACUAAUUUCUGGCGGAGCUGUGGAGGUUGUUGGUGACGGGUUUGCAACAACAAGAGGAGCUGUGAUUGGGGGGUUAUGGAUGGUGGUGACGGGGUUAGUUGGAGCUGCAGCCGUGAUGUUGGUGAUUGUGGGCGUCGGAUGCGGUGUUGUCGGUGCAACAGUGAUGGAAGGUGUUGGUGUAACCGAAAGAGGCAGAGGUGAUAGGGCGUCUACUCGGUGGAUUGCAGGAGUUGAGUGGCUGAAUAUUAUGGGUGCCCUUGAAAAUUGUGCAAAGGCUUUUGGGUAUAGAUCUUCUACUAAUGAAUACACCUUUAUGGCACUCUGUUUCCCUCCAACUCAUGGAUAUUACAAUGGAUGUACCUUUUCAUUUGAACCUUGUUCACGGAUAGAUCAAGUGCAUUGGAAAGCAGUGGACAAGGUGUGUCCCUUUCGAGUUGAUGACAAAAUUUGGAUGGACAGAUAUGUUUAUUGGCCGAUUGACAAGCCCCGCAGUGGUAUUGGACCAGAAUCUACGGAGUUGCUGGUUUCAUUUGACACGGAGACGGAGAAUUUUCAGGUAAUUCAUGCACCUCCAACUCCUAUGUUCGUUACUGUUACUUGUUUCCCUAGAGUGAAGAUCUUGGAUGAUCGAGGGACUAUGUGCGUAACAGAGGAGAAUUACAUUUAUAUGAGAGAUAUGAAGUUUGAAAUGUGGGCCUCAGAAUCAAGUGAAGACAAUUCAGAGAGUUGGAAAUAG
Molecule: messenger RNA, 897 nt
Organism: Oldenlandia corymbosa var. corymbosa
Lineage: Eukaryota; Viridiplantae; Streptophyta; Magnoliopsida; Gentianales; Rubiaceae
Source: the annotation of a GenBank genome assembly